UGCUAUUGACAUUUGUUAGCUUUUAUUAUUUUACUAAUCUAGCGUAACCUACGCGACUAAUUUCAAAAUACAAUUCAUAUAAAUUCUUCCUUAAGUUGUACUUGUCAAAUAUAUUGAUAAAAUUUCAAGUUCUUUUACCACAAAAUGACCGCGAUAAUAUCAACUUAUCGCCAUGAUUAUACCGCGCCGAAAAAUGCGCGUUACAGCUUUCUCAAGAAAGUUCAAAUAAAUGCUGACCCGUGUAAAGAAAUUUGUCCCUGUGUGGAGGAAAAGCCACGAGCUGACUUAUCAAAGUUGGGUGAAAAAUGUGAAACAACAAAUUGGACGGGGACUGCUCCAGCCGAGAAAAUGGAUGUACCACAUAUGGCUGCGGAGCCACCACUAAUGGCAAGGGAGGCGUCAACUGAUCCUUGCUUUCACGACCAACCAAAUCGAUUUCUCAAAACCAUUUCGAAUACUUAUCCAGACCUUUACGAAAGAUUGAAGAAUAUGCCGCAUGAUGAGCUUCGACGUAGCAUUGAGAACAGUCGCUUCAGGACCACGUAUCAGGUAGAUUAUUGUCACUUGGAUGAACACGCACCGCGCUUCUAUGAAGACUCAAAAGAACGAAAGGACGAGGCGCAGUAUCGCAUGGCGAAGUUAAACGAUCCAUGUGAAAUGUUUGACACGAAUGAGUAUCAAGUGAAAGGUCGUUUUGGAGGAGGAGAUGGACCCUUCGGUGGUGGAAAAGAAGAGGCCCCUUUGGAGGAGAUAAAAAUGUAUAAACCCGUAAAGGAAGCUCCUAAGCAAGAAGAAGGACGAAAAUCAACAAGUCAUUGGGAUGCGGGAAAAUUUACUAAACAACUAAAUUUAUCAGAAUAUAUGGAUACCAUGUGCCGGACAGGAUUAAUUGUGCUAGAAAGCAACUUGCAUGAUCACUCUGCUUGCCGCAAAGGCAAAAAUUGUAAUCAUGUAAUAAAGAGCAAGGACCCCAAAGGCUUGAAACUUCUAAUAAAUAAAUUUCAAUGAAGCUGUUUCGCUGGUAUUUCGAAAUUUGGAUGUGAAAAUAAAUAAGAUCAUUUGCAGAUGGUUCGCCCCUUUUUACAGUAAAGAAUAUUUUUAAAAUGAUUUUUCCGCCUUUUCAAUUUUA
Messenger RNA from Hermetia illucens (black soldier fly), 1129 nucleotides. RefSeq lists its product as uncharacterized. The transcript has 2 exons. NCBI's taxonomy places the organism in Eukaryota, Metazoa, Arthropoda, Insecta, Diptera, Stratiomyidae. The record is from RefSeq and is a predicted model, not a curated record. The coding region runs from base 145 to 1008 and encodes 287 amino acids.